Rhipicephalus sanguineus (brown dog tick) is the source of this 6647-nucleotide messenger RNA. RefSeq names its product poly [ADP-ribose] polymerase 1 (gene Parp1). Gene Ontology annotation, molecular function: zinc ion binding; NAD binding; DNA binding. The transcript is spliced from 25 exons. Gene Ontology annotation, cellular component: nucleus. The record is from RefSeq and is a predicted model, not a curated record. Lineage: Eukaryota; Metazoa; Arthropoda; Arachnida; Ixodida; Ixodidae. The coding region runs from base 189 to 3122 and encodes 977 amino acids.
CUGAAAUCCCGCCACCUGAGUUCCAGACUGCGCGCGCUUUUUUUGCCAUUGUGCGCUUGUUUGUUUGUGGGACUGUGCGGUAAACGUGUGGGCUAGCGAAGUGCCGGUAGCACCGGUAGCACAUCUUCUCUUCCGCACCACGUUCACGCAUAUUUUCCUUCUACAGCGCUUCCCGAAGCAAAGACGACAUGGCUGAAGACCUCCCGUACAUGGCCGAAUACGCCAAGAGCGGUCGCGCGUCUUGCAAGGGCUGCAAGUCUAAGAUCGACAACGCCGAGCUUCGCCUUGCUGUCAUGGUGCAGUCGCCCAUGUUCGACGGCAAGACGCCCAACUGGUACCACUUCAUGUGCUUCUUUGCCAAGCAGCGGCCAAAGUCUGUCGGCGACAUUGACAAAUUUGGCACGCUGCGUUAUGAAGACCAGAAGCGCAUUCAGGAGAAGAUCGAGACCAAACUGGCGACUGGAACGACUGAAGAGGACCUUAAGGAUUUCGCAACCGAAUAUGCCAAAUCUGGCAAAAGCACCUGUAAAGGAUGCAACGAAAAGAUUGCAAAAGGAGAGGUCAGGAUUUCCAAGAAUGACUACGACAGCGGCUAUGCCAAGAUGCGCGGUGCCAUCCCCAUGUGGUUCCAUGUGGACUGCUUUGUCCAGAAGCGCGACGACCUCGACUACACGCUGGGUGCUGAAAGCCUUCCAGGUUUCAUGACACUGGGGGUCGACGACCAGAAGAAGCUCAAGGAGAAGCUGAAGAAAUUGGAUAGAAAGCGAAAGCCGAAGGAAAGUGGGGACGUUGUUGAUGGGCCGUCAUCCGCGAAGCAACCGAAGAAGGAGGUCGACGUCGAAGAGGAGAAAGCCCUCAAGAAACAAUCGGACCGCGUGUUCAAGCUCCGUGGUGACCUACAGAAGAACCUCUCAAAGAAGGAACUUCAGGAGCUGCUUGAAUUCAACUCUCUGGACAUCCCGCCUGGCGAAAGCAGGAUCUUGGAUCUUCUGUCAGACUGCAUGGCCUUUGGCGUUCCAUCACGCUGUCCUGAAUGCAAAGAGGGCCAGCUGAAGCUCAAGACGCAUGGCUACACGUGCACCGGCAACAUCAGCGGGUGGACCAAGUGCACCUACGUGACGCUCGAGCCCGCCCGAGUGCCGUUCAAGAUUCCUCAAGAUUUCAAGGAGACUUAUCCUUUCCUCAACAACUACAAGAGUGUCACAAAGAAACGCAUCUUCCCAAAGAACCUGCCGAAGCCCUCGGAGGCGUCGACAUCAGCCAACGGCAGUGUUGGCAAGCAGCGCCCUCUGGAUGGCCUGGAGGUGGUGUUCAGCAAGACGGCGACGCCCGUCGAGGAACUCAAGAAGAAGGUGACGUCCCUCGGUGCCAAGGUCGCGGCCAAGGUGUCCGACAAGACCCUCUGCCUUGUUGCUACGGCUGAGGAAGUCAAGAAGAAGAGCAAGCGGGUCAAAGAAGCAGAGGCGCUCAACGUGCACGUUGUCUCUGAGGACUUCAUCGACUCCCUGGCCAGUGGAGGUGCUGUUGCCGAUAUCGACAAGUUCAAGCUUGCAUCAUGGGGUGGCGAUGCUGGCUCCAAGAUAGAGAAGUACAAGUCAAAGUCUCAGAUGGACCGGAUGUUUGCCAAAAGUGGACCCUCAACUAUGAAGCUGACAGUCAAAGGGCUGGCAGCGGUGGAGCCUGACUCAGGCCUGGCUGAUGUUGCGCACGUCUACACCAAGGGCGACGAAAUAUACAGCUCGGUCUUGGGUCUUGUUGACGUCAGCAAGGGCACCAACUCCUACUACAAGCUGCAACUGCUGGAGAGUGACGGAAAGAACCGCUACUGGGUGUUUCGUGCGUGGGGUCGUGUGGGCACGAGCGUAGGUGGUAACAAGGUUGAGGAGAUGGACUCUCUGCACGAGGCCAAAACACACUUCAAGUCUCUCUUUGAGGAGAAGACUGGAAACCUCUGGGAGGACAGAAAGGACUUCGUCAAGCAGCCAAACCGCUUCUACCCGCUAGAGCUCGACUAUGGCCAGGAAAGCGUCGACAAGAAGCAGUUGAAGCCCAGUAAGGACUCCAAGCUGCACAUGGCCAUUCAAGAGCUUAUCUGUAUGAUCUUCGACAUUAACAACUUUGAGAAGACGAUGCUUGAGUUCGAGAUUGACUUGACCAAGAUGCCUCUUGGAAAGUUGUCUAAGCGGCAGAUUCAGAAGGCAUACUCUGUGCUGACUGAGUUGACGGAGCUGAUAAAGUCUGGGGGAUCGGACAACCAGUUCACGGAUGCUUCGAACCGCUUCUACACGCUCAUCCCGCACGACUUUGGCAUGAGCAAGCCAACGAUACUCAAGGACGACAAGCUUAUUGAGCAAAAGGUCAACAUGCUGAGCUCGCUGCUGGAGAUCGAGGUGGCCGUCAACUUGCUCAAGAGUGAGGGCGACACCGAGGAGGACAAGCUGCACCCCGUGGACUUCCACUACAGCCAGCUGAAGACGGACAUCCAGGUGCUGGACCGGUCGCACGACGAGUUUUCGCUGCUCAGCAAGUUCGUCGAGACCACGCAUGCCGAGACGCAUCGUUCAUACAAGCUGGAGAUUCUCGAGCUGUUCAAAGUGGUGAGAGAUGGCGAGGCGAAGCGAUACAAGCCCUUCCGGAAGCUCCACAACCGCAAGCUGCUCUGGCACGGCUCGCGGCUCGCAAACUUUGCUGGCAUCCUCUCCCAGGGGCUGCGCAUAGCCCCACCCGAGGCACCUGUGACUGGCUACAUGUUUGGCAAAGGUAUCUACUUUGCCGACAUGGUCUCCAAGAGUGCCAACUACUGCUGCACGUCGCCAAGCAGUCCAGUGGGACUACUGCUGCUCUGCGAAGUUGCUCUGGGAAACAUGUAUGAGCGAAAGAAUGCCGAAUUCAUCACCAAGUUGCCUCCAAAUUACCAUUCCACAAAGGGUGUGGGCAUGACCUACCCGAACCCGGAGCACAAGGUUGUCACACCCGAGGGUGUCGAGGUGCCCUUGGGACCCUCCCUCAAGGACACAAAGGCUGGUGGCAGCAGCCUGCUCUACAACGAGUACAUCGUGUAUGACACAGCUCAGGUCACCAUGCGAUACCUCAUGAAAGUCAAAUUCAAUUACAGCAUCUGAAGGGCAUGCUAGAGGGAGCGUCUCUUGUUUGCGUAGGGCCGUGAUUUAUGCAAAGAAGAGUCUGCAAGCUUGAAAGGCGAAGAAUGUGCAGGCUCUGUAAUGUGCUGAAUGUUCACUGUUGGACCAGAAUUUUUCAUCUUGUGCAUUUUUCUUGGCUGCUGCUUCAGCAGCUAUAUAUGUUCUCAUGGUGGUUUGCUUUGGGCAUUGAAGUGCAAAGCUAUCCUGGUAGUAUGCAGUGUCACUGUAACGUUGCCGCAACGUUUGCUACGGCAAUGUUUGCAACGUUGUGGCAACGUUCUGGAAACAAUUGGUGCUACUAGGGCAUGUGCGCUGACAAGGUGCCUGUCUGUUUUGAUGCAGCUGAGCUUGUAUGGGCGGUGGAAAAGAUAAAUGGAAUGCGAUGCCAAUGCCUCUGAAUGCUCACAUGUGAAACCUGUAGGGGCUUGUCGCAAAGUUUUGCGCAGAGCACAAAGGGUUGUUGCUUGCCAAAAGAUGUACCAAAAAGAACAGCAGUCUUUAUUACUCCUUACUUCCCCCUCCCUCCCCAAAUAAAACAAUUGUUCGUGCGCUACGCAAAACGCUGCCACAAAAUACCACCAACUUGCCUAGGCAUCCAACCUAAGACCUCAUUUAUGCAGCCAUGAAAGUUCCAGUUACGUCACCGUUGCAUAAAAAAAGCACACACUGCACAUGUGACUGGGCAGUGUAUGAAAAGGUGGUGUUGACAGCAGUGCAUUUGCCUAAAGUUGGCUGACCACACCUACUGUCAAAACACGCUUGAUCCGCAUUCAGCACACCAAUGGGAAAUGCGUAUUUAUUUAUUCAACAAUACUGCCGAUCUCAUUCAAAAUCAUUGCAGGAGGUACCCAUAAUGAAAUGCUACAUACAAAAAGUCAUAAGAGAGGAAACGAAACAAAAAUUGAAAUUAUCACUGGAAAUUGAUUAGUACAAAACAACCUAGAGACUGCUGCAAUAUUUAUACAAUAUUAUCGGCAGAAUCAUUACUAGCAGUAACAGCAGUAAAAAUCAAAGCAUUCUUUUGGCCAUGAGCGUUUUCGGUCACACUUAAAAACGAGACACUGUAUCCGGAUAUGAAUGUGACAGUUGUGCUGCAUUUCUGAUAGCUGAGGUGUUGAAGCUCCUGCUUUGUAAAAUUGCUGUUUUUUGACGACAUCUCUUUCACUUUGAUUGAUCGUUUUUUUAAGCGGCGAGGCUCCGUCGCCAUGUUGGCAGCGGAGAUAUUCAGCUCAAUUCUUCAGUGUCCUAUUUUUGAGUAGGAAAACGAAAACUGGGGCCGUGACGUUGAUGUGACAAGGCAUUUGACGGCUUUAUGAAUGAGGCAUUAAGGAAGUCUUGAUUGAUAUUGUCAAAUUAGUGUUGGGUGGUUUGCAAGAAUAAAUGAUAUUUCCUGGCUUUCAACUUGGUCGACCACACGCACAUGCACUCUGAUUCAAAGUUGGCACACAGGAUCAUGUUCUGUUUACUCCUUUACUCCUUCAACCAUUUGCGUGUAGUGUGUAGCCGUGUUAUGGACUGAAGGAUAUUUCAAGGCAAGAUCGAGUUGUUGCAUAUGGUUUGGUCUGCCUGAGAGUAGCUUUGCAAAAGUGAAGGUGUGAAGAAAUGCUCAACUAGGGAACCCAUGGCCAUUUUGCCUGAGCAGCUGGCAACCUUGUUUGGCUUGAUGAAGUUGAUCACAAGAUCUUGUUUGUGUGUUUUGGAAAACAUUCACCCCCGAGGUGCGGCUGUAAGUGAAGAUGUCGCGACAUCCAAGUCUGCUUUUGCGAGCAAGGCUGUUGCAGUAGUAGGCGUGGAUUUCGCAUAGCAGUGUGUUGUGUUUUAGUAAUAGCGCUCUGUUGUGAACUAUGUCAUCAAGUGUACAUGAAGAUGGGGUGCAUGUAUGGUAUGUCAUUGCUCCCUGGGAAAACGUGCAACAGUUAUGCCAUGCUUCUUGUUUUUGGCUAGAAUUGUGCACCUGAUUGACGCAUUGCAGGACUGUGAUUGUGUGAUUAUAUUGAAUGUUGUAGGUGGGGUAGCAGUUAAUGUUGAUAGCCUGAUAACGAUGAAAGCUGCUAAAUUGCUGCCAUUUUAAAGCAAAAUCAAGGAAUGCAGUGAAAUACUUAAAGGCAUAACUUUUGCAAUAUAUCUCGAUCAUUCCAUGCAUGAAGAAGCAGCUCACUUGUAAUUGUGUGAUUGUCCCAACUUGCUCGCUACGAUGUGGGUGUUGACAUACAAGAUGGCUAUGUAACGUCAGCCAUUAGGAGUCCAUCUAGUUGAUAGUGUUUGAGUAGUAGCUGCAUUUUGAUCACAGGUUCAGCUGAAUCCCUGGUGUUGCUGCUUCGGAUGUCCGGUAUGCAGGCAUCUGGGUUCAGUGAGCUUGAAUACCUCAAACUGUCGCACUAUGCCCUUGAUUGCAAAUGAGCAUUUACCAGUUGAUAGUCAUCAAGUUGUUUGUUUUCUUUCCUCGCCAAAGAAGUCGGUUUCCUUCUAGAAUGCUAAAGAAGACAAUAUAAUUUCCUUGUACCUGUACAGAGUGUCCUAUCUUAUUUUUUUUUUUCGUUUCUGUUCUGUGACAGCCACUACAGACCAGUUACAUAUGUUGUGCCUUUUUAUAUUAGUGUGUUGAGAGCUCCCAAACGUGUUUUAUAUUGCUUGUGAAUGCACAUACAGCGGUGUUGUUUCAUUUUCUUCUGCACAGUUUUUUUCUAGUAGCAUACUACCUUUUGUUUGUUUUUAUUCUGCAACAGCUGCUGCACAACACUUACGUAUGCUGUGCCUUGUUAUGAUUCUGUGUAGAGAGUUCCCAAGCAUGUUCUAAUUAUUUUCACCUGAACAUGUAGCAGUGUGUUGUCUCAUUUUUUUCUGCACAAUAUUUUGUUCCUCACCUUGGUGCACAUCAAGCAUAUCAGAUGCAAGUUUUCAUGCAGGCAUCUGGGUUCAGUGAGCCGUCAACAACUUUCUGGACUAUUUGUUUUUGUGUUUGCCACACCUUCAAUGGUCCCACAGCUCCCCUUCCUUCAUAUUUGUCACUUUUGUGUUUCUUUCAGAUGUUUGCAUAAUUUAACAACAUGGGCAUUUAAAAUUUUUCUCAUACUCGCCGAGAUAGCAACGCACAGUUGUCUUCAUUUGGAAUCGCUCUGUUGGCCACAAGCGCAAGAGUGUGCAAAAUGUCCUUUGGCUGACAGAAUAUUGAUAACUUCUACAUUUCCUGCUGCCCAGAUGCGUUCACAAAAUGUAUUGUGCUGAUCAUGUGGGGCAACUGAAACGUGUUUUUAGGAACCUCAUAUUUUCCCGUUUUUACUGUCUUUGUCAGAUUGUACAUAGUGAUGCUGUGUUUCAGUAAAAGAUUUGCUAAGCCAAAGAUUUGAAACUCACUGCGUCUUCAGGGUUGUCCAGCACUAAAUGAGUAGUCGUACUGUCUAAAAGCCAACUCUGGCAAUAUUUUUGGUUAUGUCAAGGUAAUGGCUAUACUAUGUUCCUGAGGUGCUCCUGUCUCAUACCCGAUAUUAAAAACGCUCAUCAAACUUG